Messenger RNA from Hydra vulgaris (swiftwater hydra), 700 nucleotides. RefSeq lists its product as uncharacterized. NCBI's taxonomy places the organism in Eukaryota, Metazoa, Cnidaria, Hydrozoa, Anthoathecata, Hydridae. The record is from RefSeq and is a predicted model, not a curated record.
UAUUAUAAAUAUAAAUGAUAUUAUAAUAAGAAGUCAUGAGUUAUAAUCAACAAGUACCUUGUGAGGAUGAUGGGACAAUGUGGAUAUUUUCUGAACACUCUUAUACUUCACACGAAACAGAAAACUCCCUAAUGGUCUGGAAUGAAAUUCAGGAUGAUACAAAAAGAAAAGUUGACAAUGAAAUACGUUCUUUUCGUGAAAGAAUUCAGCAUUUACUUGCUGAGCAACGCCUUCAAAGCGAGUACUUGCUUGGAAUAUAUAAUAAUGAUGUUUAUAAAGAUUUAAAUAAUGAAGUCAAUAAAAAGGUUCCAGAGAGAGAGAAGCUCUCAGAGAGUACUCAUAGGAACCACCACAGCCAGGUUCCAAGUACCCAGCUCAGCAACAACGUAUUUUUAGAUUCUGAGUACUCAACUUUUAACUCAGAUAUAGAUAACUUUUCCGAUGGGUCUCUUAUCAGCAAUGAUCAACUGAUUCAACCAGGGUCAAGAAAGUAUGAAUUUAUUGCUCGAAUAUUAGCAGCUACUAUUAGAAUACAUAAUGCGAUAUCAUCGUAGAUGAUGUCAUCAUAGAUUGUUUAUAAGAAAGCGUUAGAUUUAUUGUUUUCUUUGAUAAGCAGACUGAGAUUUUAUCUGAAAUGAAUUUUUUUUUUCAAAAGUGAAGUUGGAAAUAAUAAAUUGUGUUUUAAAACGACUGUUUAUAA